AAGUAACCGACUCACCCAGUUGGGCACUUUUGAAGACCACUUUCUCAGCCUUCAGAGGAUGUUCAAUAACUGUGAGGUGGUCCUUGGGAAUUUGGAAAUUACCUACAUGCAAAGGAAUUAUGACCUUUCCUUCUUAAAGACCAUCCAGGAAGUUGCUGGCUACGUACUCAUUGCCCUCAACACGGUACAGAGGAUCCCUUUGGAAAACCUGCAGAUCAUCCGAGGAAAUGUGCUCUAUGAAAACACCCAUGCCUUAUCCGUCUUAUCCAAUUACGGCACAAAUAAGACCGGAUUGCAGGAGCUUCCCCUGAGAAAUCUACACGAAAUCCUACAAGGAGCUGUGCGGUUCAGCAACAACCCUGUCCUCUGCAACGUGGAAACCAUCCAGUGGCGGGAUAUCGUUGACAGCGAUUUUGUAAGCAAUAUGUCGAUGGACUUCCAGAACCAAGCGGGCAGUUGCCAAAAGUGUGAUCCAGACUGUCCCGAUGGAAGUUGUUGGGGUCCGGGAAAGGAGAAUUGCCAGAAAUUGACCAAAAUCAUCUGUGCCCAGCAGUGUUCAGGGCGCUGCCGUGGCAGGUCCCCCAGUGACUGCUGUCACAACCAGUGUGCCGCCGGCUGCACGGGGCCCCGCGAGAGCGACUGCCUGGUCUGCCGCAAGUUCCGGGAUGAAGCCACAUGCAAGGACACCUGCCCGCCACUCAUGCUCUACAACCCCACCACCUACCAGAUGGAUGUCAACCCAGAAGGAAAGUACAGCUUUGGUGCCACUUGCGUGAAGAAAUGCCCCCGUAACUACGUGGUGACAGACCAUGGUUCGUGCGUCCGUGCCUGCAGUUCCGACAACUACGAGGUAGAGGAAGACGGCGUCCGCAAGUGUAAAAAGUGUGAGGGGCCUUGCCGAAAAGUGUGUAAUGGAAUAGGAAUUGGUGAAUUUAAAGACACACUUUCCAUAAAUGCUACAAACAUUAAACACUUCAAAAAUUGCACCUCAAUCAGUGGAGAUCUUCAUAUCCUGCCCGUAGCAUUUAGAGGUGACUCCUUCACGCGUACUCUACCUCUCGAUCCAAAGGAACUGGAUAUUCUAAAAACUGUAAAGGAAAUAACAGGGUUUCUGCUGAUUCAGGCCUGGCCCGAAAACCGGACCGACCUCCAUGCUUUUGAGAACCUAGAAAUCAUACGUGGAAGAACAAAGCAACAUGGUCAGUUUUCUCUUGCGGUCGUUGGCCUGGACAUAACGUCCUUGGGAUUACGCUCCCUCAAAGAGAUAAGUGACGGAGAUGUGAUCAUCUCAGGAAACCAAAAACUGUGCUAUGCGAAUACAAUAAACUGGAAAAAACUAUUUGGGACUUCAAGUCAGAAGACCAAAAUUAUAAACAACAAAGAUGAAAAAGGCUGCAAGGCCAUCGGCCACGUCUGCCAUCCCUUAUGCUCAUCAGAGGGCUGCUGGGGCCCAGAGCCCAAAGACUGUGUGUCCUGCCGAAACGUCAGCCGGGGAAGGGAAUGUGUGGAGAAGUGCAAUAUUCUGGAGGGGGAGCCAAGGGAGUUUGUGGAGAAUUCCGAGUGCAUACAGUGCCAUCCAGAAUGCCUGCCCCAGGCCAUGAAUAUAACCUGCACGGGACGGGGCCCAGACAGCUGUGUCAAGUGUGCCCACUACAUCGACGGCCCUCACUGCGUCAAGACGUGCCCAGCUGGUGUCAUGGGAGAGAACAAUACCCUGGUCUGGAAGUUUGCCGAUGCCAACCGUGUGUGCCACCUGUGCCAUUCCAACUGUACCUACGGUUGUGCUGGGCCAGGUCUUGAAGGCUGUGCAACCAACGGGCCCAAGAUCCCAUCCAUUGCCACCGGCAUUGUGGGUGGCCUCCUCUUGGUGGUGGUGGUGGCCCUUGGGGUGGGCCUCUUUUUGCGCCGGCGCCACAUCGUCCGGAAGCGCACGCUUCGUAGACUGCUGCAAGAAAGAGAGCUUGUUGAGCCUCUUACACCCAGCGGAGAAGCUCCCAACCAAGCUCUCUUGAGGAUCUUAAAGGAAACAGAAUUCAAAAAGAUCAAGGUGCUGGGCUCUGGAGCGUUCGGCACGGUGUACAAGGGACUCUGGAUCCCGGAAGGUGAGAAGGUUAAAAUUCCCGUGGCCAUCAAGGAAUUAAGAGAAGCCACAUCUCCAAAAGCCAACAAGGAAAUUCUUGAUGAAGCCUACGUGAUGGCCAGCGUAGACAAUCCUCAUGUGUGCCGUCUCCUGGGUAUCUGCCUGACCUCCACGGUCCAGCUUAUCACACAGCUCAUGCCCUUCGGCUGCCUCCUGGACUAUGUGCGCGAGCACAAGGACAACAUUGGCUCCCAGUACCUGCUCAACUGGUGUGUGCAGAUUGCAAAGGGCAUGAACUACCUGGAAGACCGGCGCUUGGUGCACCGCGACCUGGCAGCCAGAAAUGUCCUGGUGAAGACACCACAGCAUGUCAAGAUCACAGAUUUUGGGCUGGCCAAACUGCUUGGAGCCGAGGAGAAAGAGUACCACGCAGAAGGAGGCAAAGUGCCUAUCAAGUGGAUGGCUUUGGAAUCAAUUUUACACCGAAUUUAUACCCACCAAAGUGAUGUGUGGAGCUAUGGAGUCACCGUUUGGGAGUUGAUGACCUUUGGGUCCAAGCCUUAUGACGGUAUCCCCGCAAGUGAGAUCUCAACCAUCUUGGAGAAAGGAGAGCGCCUCCCACAGCCGCCCAUAUGCACCAUCGAUGUCUACAUGAUCAUGGUCAAGUGCUGGAUGAUAGAUGCAGACAGUCGCCCAAAAUUCCGUGAAUUGAUCAUCGAAUUCUCCAAAAUGGCCCGAGACCCCCAGCGCUACCUUGUCAUCCAGGGAGACGAGAGGAUGCAUUUGCCAAGCCCUACAGACUCCAACUUUUACCGUGCCCUGAUGGACGAAGAGGACAUGGAAGACGUUGUCGAUGCCGAUGAGUACCUCAUCCCCCAGCAGGGCUUCUUCCAUAGCCCCUCCACAUCCCGGACGCCCCUCCUGAGUUCUCUGAGUGCCACCAGCAACAAUUCCACCGUGGCUUGCAUUGACAGAAAUGGCCUUCAGAGCUGCCCCCUCAAAGAAGACAGCUUCCUUCAACGGUACAGCUCAGACCCCACUGGCACCUUGACCGAGGACAACAUAGAUGACACUUUCCUCCCAGCACCUGAAUACAUAAACCAAUCCGUUCCCAAAAGACCUGCGGGUUCUGUCCAGAACCCCGUCUAUCACAAUCAGCCUCUAAAUCCAGCUCCUGGCAGAGACCCUCACUACCAAAAUCCCCACAGCAACGCAGUGGACAACCCUGAGUACCUCAACACCCACCCUCCCUGCGUCAACAGUGUGCUCGACGGCCCCAGCCUCUGGGCCCAGAAAGGCAACCACCAAAUCAGCCUGGACAACCCUGACUACCAGCAGGACUUCUUUCCCAACGAAGCCAAGUCAAAUGGCAUUUUUAAGGGCCCUGCAGCUGAAAAUGCAGACUACCUGAGGGUAGCACCACCAAGCAGUGAGUUUAUCGGAGCAUGACCAUGGAGGAUAGCAUAGGACAUAAGAGUCUCAGAUGUGUCACCCCCCCUGGGACCAAGCCACGGCAGCUACGUUAGCGCUGGUAGUCAUGCCCAUGUUAACUCUCGGACCCGUGGACUGGUUUGGCCAUAUUUGCUCUGAUGGACCCAUCCUUCACCCAGGAAGCGCCCCCUCCUCGGAUGCACUUUGGAAAGUUGCUGGGACAUUCCUUUGUCUUCAAACUGUGAGGCCUCCACAAAAAGGCAUGCAGCAAGAAUAUUGUCUCUUUGGGCAGAAGUUCACCUUUCCAUGAGGUAUAUUUGAUACAAAACAAAACAAAACUGCAUAAGGAGUUUUAUUGCUUGGGGACCCUGGGAGUUUUUAAUUGUCAUUAUUGAUUUUAUUUCUCAUGGGCUUUUCCAAUGAGGAAGAAGCUUGCUCAUAGCACUUGCUGCACGGAGUUGAUCCAGGCCCAACUGUGACCAAGAAGCAAGGGUCAGAGUCUUCCAGCUAACAUUUGAUUCCACUGACUCUGCUUCAAGAUUCUUCCACUGCAAGACAAUUAAAAAAAAAAAAAAAAAAAAAAAAAACUAGAAGUACUCUGUGUCCUAAGCAGGACUGAUUGGUACUGUAGCAAAUCAGAGCAGGUACAAGAGGAUAAGCCACUUUGAACCCUUCCUGAGCGCAAAAGAAAUGGAGGGGGUAGAAUUCUUCUUCAGACUUCUUUUUAUAUAAAUUUCUUCAUGGUACUUACUCUCCAUCGGUUGACCAGUGUUUUCUAGUUAGAAGUAUUGGACUUACUUGUUUAUUUUCCAUUCCACUGUUUUGAAACUCAGUAUGCUUUCCCUGUCGGUGAGAGGAGACGGUACAUCAAACCGUAACCUGGACCGGCUCGUAUUUGAUCAGCAUUCAGACCAAUAGCCUUUAAUCAAGAUGGAACGAUAAUGCAAAAGUUCACACAAGAACAUGGCUCCCAGAUUUGAGUCUCAGAGAAAAUACAUCAAGUCCUUUGGGGGUUGGGGAUUGGGCAUAUAUCAGGACACUGCAGAAAUGAGGAGAAGCUGCUCCUAAAACUCCCACCCCGCCCCUUACUACCAAAUUAGGCUACUUAUGGGAGAACAUUUCCUUUUUAUUUUACUUUAGAAGUUUUUUACUCAAAGGGUACUUAUUUCCCCCCUCUCUGGUAAGCUGCCCCCAAAGCCCCUCCUCACCCUUUGUGAAUGAAAGGAUCCAGGCUUUGGGGCCACCAAGCAGAAACUGACAGCCCUCACCCCUGGGGGCACAUUUUACAGGGGAAAGUAAAAACACUAUGCGUCGGGGAAUUAAAGUGGUAAAUAUGAAAUCGGAGUUUGAAAUCGAUGAUAAUGCCUUAACAACAUCCACAGGUAAUUUUUCGAAAAAAAAAAAAAUUCCCUCUUAAGACAAUUGCCCUAUCAUUGGAGGAUCCAGUUAAUUUAGGACACCCAAGUGUUUUUCCACCUCGUGGGUCCUCGCAGCCUGAUCGGUUCAUGGCAGUCCUUUGUACAGAGGUGUUAAACACUCUUAGUCCAUAUCCAGUGUUUCAAGGAAAAAUCGUGUCAGACAGUAUUUUCGGCCUACGGAUGUGUUCAGCCACACACACGUAUGAGAUUUCCCUUCUGUUGUUACAGUAUUUAUUGGUUCUCAGAUCAGGGCCCCAGUUUUGUUACCAAUAGAUUGACUUUGUCCCAAUGGAGAUAUGAACUCUAUUCAAUUCAAUUCCACUAUGUUUUCAGAUACUCUUAAGCACCUAUGCCAGCCCAGCAUAGGCUCUAAAGAUAUUAAAAUAAAUAAAACAUAAUCCCCAAUUCCAAGAAACCCACAGUUUAGCAAAGGGAAUUGACUUGACUCAUAAACAGAAACCUUAAAACAAUAGGACAGAUGCUAGGCAAAGACAGGUCAGCCAAGCAUGGACCGCACAGGGCAGAGAAGAGUGGGUCCUGCCUAGGGGGACCUGGAAGGCUCAUCAGGGAGGGAGUGGUAGAGUUGGGCCAAACCAACUAGGGUCUUAGCCACAAGGGAAAUGGAAGUGUGUUCCCAACACAUGAAACCUCGACCAAGAAAGCUUCCGCCGGAGGAACUGCUAAUAAAGUGGGAGAAAAGCUGCAUUCGUGCAUCUUAACAAGCUGUCCCUUUAAGCCUGGGAUCUAGCUUGCAGCGUCCCCCCCAGUGCCCAAAAUGUGGCGUCCUCACUCAGGAUCUGAAAAUGAUUAGUGAAAAGAUUAAAUAUUUCUAAGACUCUAAAAUUUUAUGCCAUUGUCAGCAAACCACUUUCAUUAUUUAUUCACCUCAGAACAUAAAUAUUUUCAUCAGAAGUUUAUUUGGCCCUGGGAAACAGACUGAUGCACAUUUUGUUACCACUUAUUCAUCAAGAAGCAAGUGAUUGGUGAGGGAGAGCAACUGUAUGUCAGUCCAACUGUAGCAGUUAAAUCCUAGUAUUUUUGUAAUUUGCAAUAUUUUACUAUAACAUAAUAAAACAG
This is a messenger RNA of Callorhinus ursinus (northern fur seal), 6006 nucleotides long. The record is from RefSeq and is a predicted model, not a curated record. Lineage: Eukaryota; Metazoa; Chordata; Mammalia; Carnivora; Otariidae.